GUAUACGUGGGUUUGUCGGAGCUGUUCUGCAGAUUACACGACGCCGAUAAGAGCGCUAGAUACGCGGCUAGAGCGUACGACUUAUCAAGAAGUUUGCAAUUGGGCGACUUAAACUCUCGACAUCACAGGGCAGCUCUUCUGCAAAUGGCAGCGGCGCUUCGGAAAAAAGGAGAACUCGGCGAUGCCCACGAUUACUGCUCGGUAGGCGAGGCAACACGAUUGUCCCUCGUUUCCGGAGAUCAGGCUAGUUAUGCCAGAAGUAUACGAAUAAUGGGGGAUAUUUAUAGGAAAAAAUCCGAUAUAAAUAAAGCAUUUCGACAGUACGAGAGCGCGAUGGGUUCCGCGGCAGCGACCGGAGACCGACUCUGUCAAAUGGAAGCUAUGGACGGUGCGGCGAGGUGUCUCGAAGCUCUCCGACUCCAGCACAAGAUAUGCAACUGUCGUCCUCUCGAAUUCAACACCAGGCUGCUCGAAGUAGCUGGAUCAUUCCUGGUACGAACGGUGAGAUCGAGGCUCUCGCGAAUUUACGGUUCUCUCGGAGACGAGGAACAGAAGGCUCAUCACGAGAGAUUAGCCAUGGCGAUGGAAGAGGACUUGGAAUUGCGAUGCGGUGGCUGUAACGAGCCAUUCGGCCUCGAGGCCGACUCCUUGGAGGCGCUACCCUGCUCUCACAUACUACAUGCCAGGUGUGCAUACGACAUAUUGAAGAGACGCGACAAGAAGAAGAAACGUCUGUGCCCGGACUGUCACAAGUCCGUUAGUUCACGAUUGUACCUGCAUUGCGAAGAUCCUCACGGCAUAAAUACUUUGAAUCACAGUUCCUUGAGUCUGGCGUCGCUGAGAGCCAGCAGUCUAGCUACGUUGGACGACUGUCACGUCACUAGCAGCAAUAGCGGUUUAGAGGAUGGCCUCGAGUGUCCAUUUGAAGAAGAUGAUCUUGGAGAAGAGGAAGAAUAUGAUGCUCUGAAUGAUGAAACGUUUGGUUCUGAAGCCACUAUUGGCGAUUGGGAGAAGGACCAUGAGAAACUUGCAGAAAUUACAGAAUCCAGCCGUCACCAGAGUACUUUAGACAAAAAAAAUGUAAUUGAUACAAAUAUCGAAGAUAAUUUAUCCCAUUUGGUACUAGAUGAGAAAGAAGGUAUCAUUCCGCGUCCUGGAGUAUGGGAUAGUCCUUCCAAUUUAGCCCUUCCUAAACCCAGACCACCGUUGACUUUACCAUCCACUUUAACCAAUGUUUGUACCGUUGAGCAAUUGGAGAAAGGAUUGAUCGCAAAUAGGGCGCCACCUAAAUUGAACAAACCUAUUCAGACACAGCAGCAGCAACAACAACCAAAAGAUGGAUCGCUUUUGUUUGAAUCUUUGUCUGCAGCACCGCGCUUUCCACCAGGCUUGGGUAUACCACCUCCACAUCCUGUUGUUUUACCACCAAACAUGAGAUUUCCUCAUCCUCAAUUUUUACAACAUCCUAGAUUAUUACCCAAUCAAACUGGAAAUGUACUAAGAUAUCCUAUAGCGGCGCAUUAUGCGAUGUUGCCUCAUACUCCUCAGAGGCAACCAAUUCAUGGUUCGUUUUGCAAUAAUUUUCCUCAACCACCGCUUUCGAACUUAUGUCCUCCUCCAUUUUUACGAGCAGACCAUAGCAUAAUACCUCCUUUCUCUAGCAAUCAAAGUGGUCAUCAGCAGCAGCAACAUUCUUUUUCACAUUCUGGAAAUCAAAGAAAUCAAAAUAGAGCUUUUCAUCAUGGAGAGCAACAAGGAAAUCAUCAACCAUUUUUUAAGAAUAAUCAGUAUCAUCGUAACCAUGAUCGAAAUAAUCAACGGCAUUAUCAUUACAAUCACCACUGUCAAGGAAUAAAUGGUGUAAUAGGUUCGGGUGAACCGUACGAUGACUAUGCCGGUCUCAUGAGUAGUCGAGAAAAACAGUGGUUAAUUAAUAUUCAAUUAUUGCAACUUAACACAAACGAGCCGUAUGUUGAUGAUUACUAUUACAUCGUUUUCUGCGAUAGAAGAAACAGACAAAGUAUAAAUCAAGAACAAAAAGAUAAAAAGCAACACAAUAAUAAUAAUAAUAAUAGUUAUCAUAGAGAUACCAGAGAUCGUGAACAACCACAUCACGUACUUUCAAAAUCCGCAUAUACGCCAACACAGUUUGAGAAUUCUUUGGGAAAAUUACAGUAUGCCAGUGUUAUAGCACCACGUAAAGUUAUUGAUAUGGAUGUUGUACCGAACAGCGAUCCUCAAUUAACUACCCAAAUACAGCAAAAGGAUACAAAACGAACAAGACAAUUAUUACUGGAAAUUGAAAGGUUAUAUAUAAUCCAAUUAAAACUCGAAGAUCUACACAAUCCUUUGGCUCUGCUUAGUGAACAAAACCAACAACAAAACCAAGAAGGAGAAACCGAAGCAAAUAGCCAUAAGAAAAGUAGUUCAGAUUUAAUAAGUAUGAUGUUAUCGGCUUUUCUUCAGUUAAUACACGAUGAUAAAAUAGCAAGCAUGCUAAGUAUUCGGAAAGGGAAGACGCUGUUAUUGAGGUUCUUGCCAUACUUGAAUGUAACGGAACAUCGUAAUCAAUUAGAAGAAUUAUGGAAUGCGAUAUUCCGAGGAUUAGCUAUAAUAGGUCGUAGAGAUUCUCACCUAUUGAUAAGCCUCCAUUCGGAAUUUCAACGUUGGUUCGAUACUGUGCACGAGUUUGGUACGAUGCUCCGACUAGCUCGGUCACUAUCCGACUCCGUUAGUCAACCAAUCAAGAACAACAGUUUAGCUUUUGCUCUGACAAACAAGUUUGGUGUAUCUGUAAUUGCUUCGAUGUUUGAACAAGCUGAAAAAUUAUAUCCCACGGAUGAUUCUUUGUCUUCGGAAUGGUCAUCUUUCAUAGUACACAUCAUCGAAAUAAUUGGUGAAACUCCACCGUGUGUCGCACCUUGUCGACCGAUUGCUGCAAAUACGCUCAAUCAGCAUUUAAAUCGACUAUCUCACUUAAAAUGCGGAAGAUACACAACUCUGGAACUUCUACUAACUGAUGCCAAUCCCUCUCGAUAGUUGAGCGUUAUUAGAUAUUUUUUUGGCAUUUCAUUAAACCUGCUUUUUAUUAUUAUUAAUUGAAUGACAAAUUACAUCGCAGGAAAAUCGCAGAUAUUUUAAUACUGUUACAUCAUUAAGAUUAAUCAAAUAUUUCUUGCAUAUGACUAAAUAUUUUAGUAUAAUCCAUACCCGAGUUUCACAUAGUAAACCUAUGCCUUUUGUGUUUAUUUCAAACACAAUGGUACUUAUUAUGUCGAU
This is a messenger RNA of Heterotrigona itama, 3279 nucleotides long. The record is from the annotation of a GenBank genome assembly. NCBI's taxonomy places the organism in Eukaryota, Metazoa, Arthropoda, Insecta, Hymenoptera, Apidae.